ACAGAGCAGGGUGUGUAGAGAAAUGAAGUUUUCUCUUCUCCUUGCAGAGCAGAACACGUGGGGGCAGAAGAAGACAGAAGAAGUUUGGGAUGACUUCACAGUCUGUUAUUGCAAUGCUGGAGCUGCUGUAACCUGCAACCCCCCCAGUCCCAGAGAGAGCCCAUCAGAUGGUCAGCUCUGCGGUGCCCCAGCACCUUCCUCCUGCCACUGCCAGCCAGCCAGCCAGGGAUGAGGAGGACUAUGCUUUGCUUGUAGAGAUAAGAUCCCCAGCCUGAACUCUGCUAUGUUUGUCUACCUGGGACUCUACCUGCACAUUCUUCUGAGCACUGCCCUAGGACACACUAUACCAGAAGCAGACCACACCAGCUUCAUUCCAGAUUUGGAAGGCGAUCUUCUCUUCUUAUUGGACAGCUCAGGGAGUGUCACCUACGAUGAGUUUUCCAACGUCAAAGAGUUUAUUGGGGACCUCUUGCGUCCAUUCAAGUAUGGACCACAGGACGUGCAAGCUAGCGUUAUGCAGAUCAGCACUGACCCCACUCUGGAAUUCCCACUUAACCAGUACACAUCCAGCCAGGACGUCCAAAAGGCCAUCCGGAACAUACAGCAACGGAUGGGGGACACCAACACAGGCAAAGCUUUGGAUUAUGUGAAAAAGCAGCUGUAUACAGAGAAGUUUGGCUCCAGAGUUGAUGUUCCCAAAGUGAUGGUGUGGGUGACUGAUGGAUUGUCCACGGAUGACAUCUCUCAGCCAAUGCAGCUUCUCAAAGACAUGGGAGUUACAGUAUUUAUUGUUUGCACAACGGGUCGUGGGAAUUUUGAGGAACUGUCUGCGGCAGCCAGUCAACCAGAUGAGAAACACCUUAAAUUUGUAGAUAAGGAUGACCUUGGUAUCAUUACAAAAGAACUACGGGACUCAAUUAUUGAACUGAUCCAAGCAAAGAGACUACAUGCACUGGAUAUAACAACUACAAGCUUCCGGCUAAUAUGGCCAAGACUCCUCUCCAGAGACACGGGACAUUAUGUACUGGAAUAUUCCCCAUUAGCCUAUCCAAGGCAGAAGAUGCAGGAGACAUUGCCUGGAAAUCAGACAAGCUUGGUGUUAAAUAAACUAAUCCCAAACACCACCUAUCAAGUGACGCUUUACCCCGAAUCAAAUGUGGAUUAUGCCAGCCCUCAGUCCAUCCAAGUCUCCACUCUUCAUGAAUUUACAGAGGAAAGAAAACUAGAAGCUGAUGACGUAACAACCACAGGAUUUCGGUUGACUUGGUCAAGGUUGUCUGGAGAUACAGGAAGCUAUGUUUUGGAGUACUCAGUUGUAUCUGAUCCAAAAACCCGACUCCAGAAGACAUUAUUUGGAGAUGAGACCAGAGUGGUACUUAGUAAUUUAUUACCAAACACAACCUAUCAGGUGACACUUAAACCGGGUUCCACAGACAAAUCUGUCCAACUUGAAACAAUCUACGUCACUACCCUUCCAGAUCUAAUCCGUUCAAGAAACCUGCAAGUUCUGAAUGUAACAAUGUCAAGUUUUAAUGUAACUUGGUCAAAGCUACUGGGCGAUACUGGACGUUACUUUUUGGAUUACGCACCGGCAUCUGAUCCAAGGAGGAAGUUACGGAAAACGCUGUAUGGGGAUCAGACUAAUGUAGUGGUCAGCAAUCUAAUACCAAAGACCACAUAUCAGAUCACAUUCAGCCCUGAAUCCAGUUUGUCAUAUAUUCAGUCACAGACUUUGCAGGUCACCACCCUCCCAGAUCUGAACAAAGCAAGAAAUUUGAAGGUUUUGAAUGUAACAUCAACAGGUUUUCUCCUGACCUGGUUAGCACUGCCAGGGGACACACUGAAUUAUACUGUGAAUUAUGUGCCUAUUUCUAAACCCGGAGUGAUAUCACAGAUGUUUCUACACAGAGAGACCAGUGCAGUGAUCAGAGACUUAUCUCCGAACACCGCCUAUGAGGUCACAUUUAUCCCUCUGUCCAAUGUGCAGUUUAGCCAAUCACAGACUCUCCAGGUCUUCACUCUUCCAGACCCAGUUCAGGAAAGAAAUCUUCAAGUAAAGGACAUAACCUCAACUAGUUUUCUACUAACAUGGGCACGGAUGCCCUUGGAUUCGGGAAGUUAUACUGUACAGUACGCACUGGCAUCAGAUCCAAGGCAAAUGCUUCGAAAGACUUUGACAGGAGAUGACAGAGUUGUGAUUGAUGGGCUAACUCCAGAUAACACCUACAGAGUCACCCUUAUCCCAGAAUCCAAUGCUCCAAAUAUCCAGGAUGUAACAAUCCAGGUCUCCACUCUCCCAGAUCUGAUCCUUGCAAGGAACCUUCAAAUUAAGGAUAAAAAAUCGACAAGUUUCCAACUGACCUGGUCGCGAUUAUCUGGAGAUACAGGAAACUAUGUAAUAGAGUACGCCCCAGUGACAGAUCUAGGCAAGAAGGUGCAGAAAACAUUAUAUGGAUAUCUGACUAGUGUGGUGUUCAGUAACUUGGCUCCAAGCACUACCUACGAGGUGACCUUCAUCCCCGAAUCCAGGGAGUCUACUACCCAAUCACAGACUAUCCAGGUCACCACUCUCCCAGGACUUGUCCAAACUAGAAAUCUUCAAGCAGUUGAUAUAACAGCUACAAGCUUACGUCUGGUCUGGUCACGAUUGCCUGGAGAUCCGGAACUUUAUGUUCUGGAGUAUUCCCCAAUUUCGGACCCAAGGUUGACACAACGGAAGAUUGUAUAUGGCACAGAGAUUGGUGCGGUGGUUGGUGGUCUACUGUCAAAUACCACUUACCGGAUCGCACUCUUCCCUCACUCUGCCCAGCAUGUUCAACCUGAUGUUAUCAUGGUGUCCACUAAAAUAGACCCAGUUCAGGAAAGAAAUCUUCAAGUAAAGGACAUAACCUCAACUAGUUUUCUAAUAACAUGGUCACGGAUGCCCUUUGAUUCAGGAAGUUAUACUGUACAGUACGCACUGGCAUCAGAUCCAAGGAAAAUGCGUCGAAAGACUUUGACAGGAGAUGACAGAGUUCUGAUUGAUGGGCUAACUCCAGAUAACACCUACAGAGUCACCCUUAUCCCAGAAUCCAAUGCUCCAAAUAUCCAGGAUGUAACAAUCCAGGUCUCCACUCUCCCAGAUCUGAUCCUUGCAAGGAACCUUCAUAUUAAGGAUAAAACAUCGACAAGUUUCCAACUGACCUGGUCGCGAUUAUCUGGAGAUACAGGAAACUAUGUAAUAGAGUACGCGCCAGUGACAGACCUAGGCAAGAAGGUGCAGAAAACAUUAUAUGGAUAUCUGACUAGUGUGGUGUUCAGUAACUUGGCUCCAAGCACUACCUACGAGGUGACCUUCAUCCCCGAAUCCAGGGAGUCUACUACCCAAUCACAGACUAUCCAGGUCACCACUCUCCCAGGACUGAUACAAAAGAGAAACCUUCACGCCUGGGACAUAUCAACGUCAAGUUUUCGACUCACCUGGUCAAGGCUGACCACAGACAGAGGUCGCUAUGUUCUGGAGUAUGCUCUGGUAUCGGAUCCACAAAAGAAGCUGAGGAAAAUGUUGACUGCUGACGAGACCACCGUUCUGAUUAGCAAUCUAAACCCAGACACCAAAUACCAGGCUACUCUACAUUCUGAAGCUAAUGUUCAGUAUGUCCCUCCACAGUCCAUCCAGAUUGCAACUCUUCCAGAACAACUUGGUCCAGCUCAGAUUUUGAUAUCUGACCCCACGGCACACAGUUUCCGAGUAAGCUGGGGCCCUCAUCUGGACAGUGUCAUUGGCUAUGAAGUCCAGUAUGGACCAUUACCCAGCAAUUCUGUGCAGAAAGUCCAUGUGGAUGGCCGAUUCAACACUACUAUUAUAGAAGGCUUAAAAUCAAAUACAACAUACUUGGUUACAGUGUCCGCCAUAUUUAAAUCUGGAGGGGAGAAGGCUUUGUCUGCCAUAGCGUGCACAGAGAUCAAUGGCACUAAAGUGAAGUACCUGCACAUAGAGGACCUACGAUCCAACAGCUUGAAGGCUGUUUGGGGCUCUGCAGAUGGAAAUGUACAGGGCUAUCAGAUAAGAUGUCGGAGACAAGCUGGCAGCUCAUCUACAAUUAGUGUGGCUCCAGAGACUCACAGUGUACAGCUUACAGGCCUGUCUGAAGGGACCCCCACUAAGAUCUGCGUUAGGCCAGUGUAUAAGAAUGGUGCUGGAAGAAACUUGUGCAAGAAGGUGAAAAUGCAUCCAGGAACGGCUGCAAACAGUUAUUCAAGUCUUCAGACUCCGCUUAAUGGAAAAAAAGCUGUGGCCCAAUGAGCAUGGAAAUCGCCGAAUCGGAAGGAAGCCUAUUGUAUGUUUACAAACUGGACCUUGAUGUUGAAGGGCAAGAGUGGAUGAGCUUAAGCAUUUUCCUGAACAUGGGAUGAUUUGACUUGCAUCCCACCGGUCAAUGAUAUAUCAUGUGACCACCCUAAACCUGUGCUUUUUAUUUAUAACCACUUUGAAAACUGUUUCUAACACAAUCAUUUAAUCUUCAUACAACAACCAGAAAAGGGAACGUGUUCGAUUGAGUGAAGGUUGUUAAAGAGGGGAAUAAAACAGACUGAGCGCUUGAAAAUGGGUCAAAUACGGCCGAUACCACUGUGCUUCUUCAGCAAACAACCAUGAUUAAUGUUAUUUUUUUAUGUAAAUAUCAGCGAAUAAGGAGACAAUUUGUUACGAAAAUGGCAUCUCCUCUGCACAGGGAAUUGCUAACAAGGUUGGAAGAAAAGACUGUGCUUGCAGAAUGUGCAGGAACAACUUCACAGGAUUCAUAUGUUAUCAUUUUAAGUUUAUUUAAUGAGUAAAAAGUCCAGUGGUGGUGUAACCUGUGGCACCCAAUCAAAAGCCAGCUUCCAGCAGCUCAAGGUGGAUCUAAUUAACAACAGUUGUUUGUGAUUGGUUGCUAUAAGUUAGUGCAGUGUGAUCAUUGCUUUUGGCUUUAUUGAAUGACCUUUUUUAGAAAACUUGAAGUAUUAUAUAAAAGAUCAUCUCCGAGGGAAGAACAUGAAAACUCUUCCACACUCUCGCUCCUCCCCACUCUUUAUAUUUUUAUAUUUAAAAAAAAUCUACCUAAAAGCCCCAAUUAUGAACCAAAACCUCUGGUCACAUAACAGGACGGGUCCCAGGCCUUAUUUUUUUUAUGCUCUGCAGAGUGGGAGGGUCCAGUCUGCAGUGCCCAUGUUUCUUCCUGAUGACAUGGGAGCUGCUCAUUGGCUGCCACAAGUGUCAAUCACUGGGGUCUCGCAGGAUUCAGAAGCAUUCCAACUUGAUGUUAUGAUGAAUGGUGGACAGUAGACCAGUUGACUUAGCAGUGGAGAGCAAAGACAGCUUCCAGUCCAUUGGUCACCUCCAAC
This is a messenger RNA of Rana temporaria (common frog), 5364 nucleotides long. RefSeq names its product collagen alpha-1(XII) chain-like. Lineage: Eukaryota; Metazoa; Chordata; Amphibia; Anura; Ranidae. The record is from RefSeq and is a predicted model, not a curated record. The transcript is spliced from 15 exons. Gene Ontology annotation, molecular function: protein binding. Bases 284 to 4285 code for a protein of 1333 amino acids.